AUGCUCGAUCACCACAGUGUCCGCGUUUCAUACUGGAAGGCUUGGCGUGCACGUGAACUAGCUAUGGACAGCGCAAAGGGCUCUACGGCAGCAAGCUAUGGUCUGCUUCCAGCGUACUUACACUUACUAAAUGUGUCAAACCCGGGAACAAUAACGUCGAUCGAGACGGAGGUGGACGAGGCAAAGCAAAACAGAUUCAAGUUCUGUUUCGCUGUGUUCGGGGGUACUGUUCGCAGAUUGCAUUUUAUGAGGAAGGUUAUGGUCAUAGACAGCACCCACCUACGGGAAAGAUACUCAUGCUGCCUCCUUACGGCUAGUGCCCAAAAAGGGAACUUCCAGAUAUAUUCAAUCGCCUUUGCCAUUGUCGACAGUGAGAAUGAUAGAGCGUGGGAGUGGUUUUUCGGGCGGUUGAAGCAGGUAGUACCAGAUGAGGAGUCUCUGACGUUCGUGUCAGAACGUCAUUCUUCAAUUUACGCAGGCUUGGGAAAGAUGUACCCGAAAUCAAGCCACAGUGCGUGCAUUGUGCAUUUGCAGAGGAAUGUCGCUGCCAAGUUUAAGCUCAGGGUUCUGGGACCAAUGAUUUCAAAAGCUGCACGGGCCUACAGAAAAUCUGCGUUUUACGAUGCCUUCACUGAAAUAGAACUCGUCUCUCCUGGCUGCGCUGAAUACUUGAGAUCCAUUGGGUUUCAUCACUGGACAUGUUCUCACUGUUACGGUGACCGCUACAACAUCAUGACUAGCAACGUGACGGAGUCGCUAAUUAAUGCGGUCCUGAAGGAGGCACGAGAGCACUUUGAAGUACAUACAAAGCACUUUGAAGGCUUGGUUCACGAAGCGCCGAGAUAG
Microthlaspi erraticum is the source of this 846-nucleotide messenger RNA. The record is from the annotation of a GenBank genome assembly. Lineage: Eukaryota; Viridiplantae; Streptophyta; Magnoliopsida; Brassicales; Brassicaceae.